GAUAUGAAUGUAUGAAAAGCUGGAUAAAUAGAAAUACUUCCAACAAAAAUGACAAGAACUGGCGUUUUCCAUCAAGUAAUCACUACAUGCAUCGUAAACAUCAUAAGCCUCUCAUAUGGAGCCGUCCUAGGAUGGGUGUCUCCAUUCCUUCCGCUACUUCAAUCGGACCAAUCUCCCCUAGACACAGGACCUGUCACGAUUGAACAAAGUUCCUGGAUCGGAUCCAUUCUGUGCAUAGGGGCAAUGCUGGGUGCAUUGAUCUUCGGAAUUCUGGCACCGAUGAUUGGAGUUAAAAAAGCCAUUCAUUGCCUAUGCAUUCCGAAUGCAACCUUCUGGUUGCUUGUGUACUUCGGAUCAACUGUUUACCAUCUUUACGUGGCAAGAUUUGUGGCUGGAUUUUGCGGAGGUGGUGUUUUUGUUACAUUCCCUAUCUUUGUAGCCAACAUUUCUGAUAGAAAGAUCCGUGGUGUUCUUGGCUCUCUGUUAGCGUUUUCCGUUAAUUCUGGAAUUCUUCUAAUGUACAUCGUAGGACAGUGGCUGUCCUAUCGAACUGUUCCCAUUGUGAUGAUCUUCCUGCCAGUGGCAUUCUCAGUGCUGUUAGUUCUAAUUCCGGAAACUCCUCAGUCCUUGCUAAAGCAACGCAGAUUACCGGAAGCUGAACGAUCAUUAUUGUUUUACAAAGGGUAUCGAAAUCAGGAUUUACAAUCGUCAAAUUUUGAGCUAGAAUUUGAGCAACUGAAAAGUUGCGUACAGGAUGUGAAAGUUGAUCACCAAAAGCUUCAGUUUAGCGAUUUCGCUUCAGCUGCGGCCUGCAAAGGAAUACUGAUCGGAAUAUUCCUCGUGUUCUUGAAUCAAUUUUGUGGGAUUUUUGCUAUUCUAACCUAUGCGGUAACCAUUUUUGAGAAAUCUGGAUCAUCUCUAGGCCCAGGAACGUCGUCAAUCAUCAUUGGAGCCAUUCAGGUAGUCGGAAUCAUAGGAUCGUCAAUUUUGAUCGACCUUGCCGGUAGAAAACUACUGUUGAUGGUUUCAACCUUUGGAACUGGACUUGGAAUGAUUACCCUGGGGAUGUAUUCAUGGCUCGAAAUACACAAUGUGAAUCUAGAAGGUUUCGGAUGGAUUCCGGUAGUCAGUUUAUCCUUUGGAGUGUUUAUGUACUGCGUAGGACUAUGCAACAUUCCAUUUUUCCUGCUGCCAGAAAUUCUGCCGGCAAAGAUUUGCAACGUUGGAAAUACCAUCAGUAUGGUAUCGUUGUGCCUUUUUGCAUUCAUAGCUUUGAAAAUUGUUCCUGUUCUAAUGAAUACGAUUGAACUUUAUGGAGUUUUUUCAAUAUUCGCUAGUACGUGCUUUUUGGGGAUGAUUGUGAUUGGCGCGUUUAUUCCUGAAACGAAAGGGAAAAAUUUUCAGGAGCUUGAGCGCAUCAUGGGCAAGGGUCGAGGUCUGUGCAGCAUGAAACCGACACAAUCCAGAGGGAAGAAGAUCCGGCCAGGAGUGAUCUUCUUCGAGAGCAUCAUCAGCGACAGAGGAAGCCCAAUAGGAGUGUUGCUUCCACGAAACCCAUUAGAUUCCAUGUUCCAUUGCCAUAUUGACGAACAAUUCCCACAAUCACAAGCGAUUCCAACAACAUGUCACCACGUAGCGGCACAUUCUCGAGGACCGCCAAGUUCCAGAAAGGUCGAAAACAACCACCAACCGGGCAACUUCUCACUUUCCGGUGGGGAGUAUGUUCAGUCCGACAAGCGGACUGAGAAUAGACACGAGAGCACCGCACCGAGAGAGCAAAACAGUUGCUCUCACCGAAAGCAUGUGGAAAAUUCUAGGCGGUUCCAGCUGGCGCGAGCACGUGGUUGUGUGCUUGUUCGUCAGCCUAUUAAGGGCGCAUUCUUUAUGCGCCUAGGAGUCAUUUGCUAUCAAACCGCCAGACCGUCAAGAUGGGCGGAAGAAAUCAAUAGUGUAAAUAGUAGUGAUAAGUAA
This is a messenger RNA of Uranotaenia lowii, 1971 nucleotides long. RefSeq names its product facilitated trehalose transporter Tret1-like. Gene Ontology annotation, cellular component: membrane. The transcript has 9 exons. Gene Ontology annotation, biological process: transmembrane transport; carbohydrate transport. The record is from RefSeq and is a predicted model, not a curated record. Gene Ontology annotation, molecular function: sugar transmembrane transporter activity. NCBI's taxonomy places the organism in Eukaryota, Metazoa, Arthropoda, Insecta, Diptera, Culicidae. The coding region runs from base 49 to 1971 and encodes 640 amino acids.